AUGCGUCGGUUGACGCUGUGUACGCUCCUUGCUGUAAUCUUUGCCGCCGCUUGCGCCCCGCAAGGUCGCGCCGAAAGUACUACGUCAGAAAUCACCGGUACUGUAAUCGGGAUCGAUCUCGGCACGACGUAUUCAUGCGUUGGCGCUUAUGUAAACGGCAAAGUGGAAAUCAUCGCAAAUGAUCAAGGAAACAGGAUUACACCAUCUUACGUGGCGUUCACCGACACCGAGAGAUUGAUCGGCGACUCCGCCAAGAACCAAGCAUCUGCGAAUCCCACGCGCACUGUCUUCGACGCGAAGCGCCUCAUCGGACGGAAAUUCACCGACAAGGAAGUCCAACGUGAUCUCAAGAUGUUUCCAUUCAAAAUUGUCGACAAGGAUAGCAAGCCGUGCAUCGAAAUCGAACUCAAAGAUGGCAAGAAGAUUUUUCAAGCUGAAGAAAUUUCCGCGAUGGUUCUCACUAAAAUGAAGGAAACUGCUGAGGCAUACCUCGGCAAGGACAUCAAGAACGCCGUGGUGACGGUUCCCGCCUAUUUCAAUGAUGCCCAGCGUCAAGCCACCAAAGAUGCGGGAAUCAUCGCUGGUCUAAACGUGGCAAGAAUUAUCAACGAGCCUACUGCCGCGGCAAUCGCUUACGGCUUGGACAAAAAGGGCGAGAAAAAUAUCCUCGUCUUCGAUCUUGGCGGAGGGACCUUUGACGUAUCCAUUCUUACCAUUGACAACGGCGUGUUCGAAGUGAUCUCGACGAACGGAGAUACUCACUUGGGCGGCGAAGAUUUUGACCAACGCAUCAUGGAGUACUUCAUCAAACUGAUCAAGCGCAAGCACGGCAAGGACAUCUCGAGCGAUUCGAAAGCAGUACAAAAACUCAGGCGAGAAGCCGAAAGAGCAAAGCGAACACUGUCGAAUCAGCAUCAAGUGCGCGUCGAAAUCGAAGCUCUCUUCGAUGGUAUGGACUUUUCCGAACCCCUCACCAGAGCUCGAUUUGAGGAACUCAACAACGACCUCUUCCGCAAGACGAUGGGUCCAGUGAAGAAAGCCAUGGAUGACGCGGGUAUGAAAAAGAGUGAAAUCGACGAGAUCGUUCUCGUCGGUGGCUCGACGCGAAUCCCUAAAGUUCAGGAUCUUCUUCGAGACUUCUUUGAUGGUAAGGAACCGAAUAAGGGGGUCAACCCAGACGAGGCAGUGGCAUACGGCGCUGCUGUUCAGGGGGGCAUUUUAUCCGGUGAAGGUGGUGAUGAAACGAAAGACAUCCUCUUACUCGAUGUUGCUCCGCUCACUCAAGGGAUUGAGACCGUAGGGGGCGUUAUGACGAAGCUCAUUCCUCGUAACACGGUCAUCCCUACGAAGAAGUCGCAAACUUUUACAACGUAUCAAGACAACCAACAGACGGUGAUGAUUCAAGUUUUUGAAGGUGAGCGAGCGAUGACGAAAGAUAAUCACCUCUUGGGUAAGUUUGAGCUCACGUCAAUCCCUCCAGCCCCUCGUGGCGUGCCACAGAUCGAGGUGACGUUUGAAAUCGAUGCGAACGGUAUCCUGAACGUUGGCGCCGAAGACAAGGGGACUGGAAAGUCUGAAAAAAUUACCAUCACCAACGACAAGGGAAGAUUGUCGCAAGAAGAGAUCGAGCGCAUGGUCGAAGAGGCUGAAGAAUUUGCCGAGGAAGAUCGAAAGACGAAGGAACGAAUCGACUCACGUAACAGUCUCGAGACGUUUGCCUACAACAUGAAAAACACCGUCUCUGAUUCUGACAAGCUCGCUGAUAAGCUCGAAGAAGACGAUAAGAGCACUAUUGAAGAAGCCGUUAAGGAAGCCCUCGACUGGCUGGAUGACAAUCAAAGUGCUGAGAAAGAUGACUACGAUGAGCAACUCAAGAAACUUGAGGAAGUGUGCAAUCCGAUAGUGGCCAAGGCGUACCAGAGUGGUUCCGCUGAUGACUCAGAAACCGUCGAUGAACACGACGAGCUAUAA
This is a messenger RNA of Ostreococcus tauri, 1971 nucleotides long. Its product is annotated as Heat shock protein 70 family. Gene Ontology annotation, molecular function: ATP hydrolysis activity; ATP-dependent protein folding chaperone; heat shock protein binding. Gene Ontology annotation, biological process: endoplasmic reticulum unfolded protein response; cellular response to unfolded protein; protein refolding. Gene Ontology annotation, cellular component: endoplasmic reticulum chaperone complex; membrane; endoplasmic reticulum lumen. The record is from RefSeq and is a predicted model, not a curated record. The coding region runs from base 1 to 1971 and encodes 656 amino acids. The transcript has a single exon. NCBI's taxonomy places the organism in Eukaryota, Viridiplantae, Chlorophyta, Mamiellophyceae, Mamiellales, Bathycoccaceae.